This is a messenger RNA of Didymodactylos carnosus, 1937 nucleotides long. Lineage: Eukaryota; Metazoa; Rotifera; Eurotatoria; Philodinida; Philodinidae. The record is from the annotation of a GenBank genome assembly.
AGAAAAAUGCAUCAGAAUUUAGUGCAAUUUAUCUUGGAUCACCCGUUAUAUUCUAUUCGAUGAUACAUGUCGGUGACACUGACGAUUUUAGAACGGAAAGAGAGAAAAUUCGUCGUUACCGCGGACCUAACUAACUAUUCUCACUCGGCGAAUAUGUUUCUACGGCACUGAUCGAUGCUAUCGAUCAAGAAAUCGAAGCAAAAAGUGAGUAUUAUACGUCGUUAAAAAAAACAAAUGAGUCUUUCUUAUGGAAGAUUGCAGCAUUUUGUUCGUUGGAUAUAGCGCAUGGGACUGGUUAAGGAAAUUUAUUUUUAAUUUUUGAAAAAAAUCUUUUUCAUGGUAAAACUUGAACUUGAACGUAUAAACCCGAAAAAUCCUUCAAGUUCAAAAGAAUUCAAAUUUUCGUUAUCUUUGUUAAUCUGGAGUUUCCAAAGUAUUUCUUUCUUAUUUAGCAUUAAAAAUUGAAUAGAAAAGUCGCGUUUGUUCAAUUUCAGUUAAAGGCCUCUCCAGUACAGUUGUUCCAAAACGAACCCCAAAAUGUCGCCAAGGAAUUUCAUAAACCACGAAAAAGGUUUUUUCAAAAAUUAAAAAAUACAUUUUCUUAAUCAGCUCGAUGUGCUGUAUUCAACGAUGUAUAACAAGCAUGCUAAAAUUUUUUCCACCUUGUACAUGGUGGAAAAUGCUUUUGUUGUAAGUCUGUAGUAGGCACACCGUACGUCGGAAGAUAACCAUAAAAGAACGAACUAAUACGAUAAACUAGUUAUAGCCUUUUAUUGCCUAACAUAGCUAAGAGAACUCCUAGACAACGACGGAUACUUAAUAUAUGUUCGUUGAUUGUUUGCGUAGAUUGAUAGACGUAUUCAGUCGACAUUGGAUUUUGCGCUAUCCAAAUAGUAAAAACUAGCCAGAACUGGGCAAAAUAGCUCAAGUCAAGUCAAUAAAAUUGCUACUCCACUCUUUUGGCUUUGUCAGUGAUGAAACAAUUAUAGUUGAGAUUUUGAGCGCUGUUUGUAUCCGGACCUUUUUCCUCUCUGGAAACAAAUAUCUGAAGCAAGAAGAUGUAGUAAAUAUCGAUUGACCAUCAUCUAUCGUCUCGGCAUACCUACGACUACGAUAAAUUUUCCUUAAAGUCUACUGUCAAAUUCUUUUUAUACCUCGUAUUAUUUAUUGUUUCUUUAACUGUUUUUUACAUUUCAUUGAUUCAAGGUUCAGAAGUUGACCAGCAAACUGAUAAAUAUGAACAGCUAAAAGACUCAAUAACUGAAAUAAUUUGUUUAUCGAUUUCUGGUACGAGUUCACUCAAUAUGCCAUCGAAUUAUAUCAAAUCAUUCAAUGAUCCAUUAUUAUGUAUUUCAUAUAUUACAACUAAUCCAAAUAAAACGAUUAAUUUGAUUAUAUCGGCUUUUUAUGAUCAAAAUAUUAUAUCAUUAAUUCAUGAUCUACAACAAGUUGGGGCUAUAUAUUUACUUGGCUCACCUUCUAUAAACGAUGAAAAACUUAAAAGAAAAUAUUACAAAUAUUUAGGCGCGUACGAAGAUGUGCAUCAGUUAUGUUCUAAAAUUAUUGACAGUAUAAGACAAAAGACACAUGAAAGUAAUGUACGACCAUUAGAUAUUAUAAUGCAAUUACCAGCAUUUAAUGCAUCUUCUCUACGUUUAAUUUAUUACAAUAGAGGAUGUAUUUGGUUUGAAAAAGAUUAUGACAAAGCACUGGUAUAUUUUAAAAAAGCUUCAGAACUUUUAUCUGAAACGAGUACGAUUGAAUAUGCAAUGAUUCUGAAUAAUAUUGGUGGAAUUCAUCAUCGGAAACAAGAAUGGAACGAAGCUUUGGACUGUUUUGAAAAAGCUUUUGAUAUAGCAUUAAAAAUUUUGCCACGAAAUCAUCCAUCAAUAACGGAUUACUUAAAUAAUAUUUCAGCAACAAUCAACCAUCGAUAA